Fusarium sp. VM40 is the source of this 1965-nucleotide messenger RNA. The record is from the annotation of a GenBank genome assembly. Lineage: Eukaryota; Fungi; Ascomycota; Sordariomycetes; Hypocreales; Nectriaceae.
AUGGCGUCUGAACAGGCCUACGGCGUCACGCCCCCUAUCUCUGUCCAACUUCCCACCGAAGCAGAAUUGCGCCAAUCCGAUGCUCUCCUUGAAGAACUCAAGCGCCAAAAGACUUUCGAGAGUCCGGCGGAGACAGCCAAGAGAGAAGAAGUACUAGCCUCGAUUCAAACCAUUUGCGAUGCGUUCGUCCGCCGAGUUGCUCAGGAGAAAGAACCUAAGAAUGAAGUUCUCAUACGUAAUGCAAAGGGCAAAGUCUUCACUUAUGGUAGCUACCGAUUAGGCGUUUACGGUCCUGGCUCGGAUAUCGAUACCCUCAUUGUCGCGCCCAAAUAUGUCACCCGCGAUGAUUAUUUCAAACACUUUCCUGACCUGCUCAUCGCGAUGGCUCCCAAAGACGCCAUUACCGAUAUGGCUGUUGUGACAGAUGCUUUCGUGCCCAUCAUCAAGUUCGAGUAUUCUGGCAUCAGCAUUGAUUUGAUCUUUUCCAGGAUUAUCCAAAAACAACUGUCUCCUGAUUUCAAGGAUCUUAAGGACUCGGGCCUCUUGCGCGGGCUGGAUGAGCCAGAGUUGCGAUCCCUCAACGGCACACGAGUAACGGACGAGAUUCUUACAUUAGUACCAGAGCAAAGCACGUUCAAGAACGCUUUGCGCGCCAUCAAACUGUGGGCGCAAAGGCGCGCUGUUUAUGCUAACAUUAUGGGUUUCCCUGGUGGUGUCGCCUGGGCCAUGCUCGUCGCUCGAGUAUGUCAACUAUACCCGAAGGCAACUCCUUCCGUCAUCGUGAACAAGUUCUUCCUGGUGAUUAGCCAAUGGCGCUGGCCGCAGCCUGUACUCCUCAAGCCUAUCGAAGGCGGCCCCCUUCCUGUUCGAGUUUGGAAUCCCAGAGUCUAUAAGGGUGAUACUUUCCAUCUGAUGCCGGUCAUUACUCCAGCUUACCCCUCGAUGUGUGCGACGUUCAACAUCACCCGUUCAUCCAUGACCAUCAUCAAUCGAGAACUUAAACGGGCACUUCAGAUAUCCGAGAGUAUCAUGGUGGGCAAGCGGCCCUGGAGCGAUCUCUUUACCAAGCACACAUUUUUCACCGCAGGCUACAAGUAUUACAUAUCCGUUAUCUCAGCCGCAAAGACGAAAGAGAGUCACACGAUCUGGUCUGGCUAUGUCGAGUCCAAGGUUCGAAUGCUGGUUCAAAAGCUUGAACAACACCAAUCCAUUGCUUUGGCACAUGCCUUCAACAAGGGCUAUGAACGUCAUCACCGAUGUCAUAAUGAGCAAGAGAUCGAGUCGGUACAAGAAGGAAGCCUUGACUAUCUAUGCAAAGACGACAUUGAUGGCCCCUCUGUUAUGAGAAUUGAGCCCGCGGUUGCCGAACUGCCAAUCAAGACGGAAAACGGGCACAAUGGUCAAGUUGUAAAGGCCGAGAACGGGCAAGUCAUCAAAGCUGAGCCUACAGAAGACAGUGGUCCCAUCGCUGCUGAGCCCAGUAAGGCCGAAACGUCUGAAGAUACUAAGCCCACAGAGCAUGGACAAAGUAUCAAGCCCGAGCCCACAGAAGAUAACAGUCCCAUCACUGCCGAAUCUAUCAAGGAUGGGACAUCAGAUGAUAUCAAACCAGCAGAAACUCCUGCGGCAAGCGGUAUAACUGACGUUUACACAACUACGCACUAUAUUGGACUUGAACUGGCCCCGGGUGCCAAAUCGCUUGACCUUUCUUACCAGGUUGAUGAAUUCAAGGAACUUUGCACCUCGUGGCAAAGGUAUAAGGACGAUCUCAAAGAUAUUGUAUCAAUCGGUGUUCAGCAUGUCCGCAACUUCAACUUACCAGAUGAUGUUUUCGACGCCGGCGAGAGGAAGCCGCAGAAGAAAUCUGCAACUAAGAGCGCAGUGAACGGCAAGAAACGCGGCCCUCAAGAGGAAAAUGCACCCUCCGCAAAGAGGCAGCAAGCAUCGGUUGCGGCCGCAGGCUGA